AUCUUAUCAGAGAGCAAAUAGGCGUGAUGCGAUUAACCCAGAAAGGUUCAUUGUAGUGUUUUCUAUCGACGAAACAAUAAACGAGGUAGUGUCUUAGUGGCCCUUUUGUCUGUUUUCGGUGCGAAAUGGCUGGAAAAGGUGACGGUGAAGGUGAAGGAAACGUUCUCAAGUUGGAAAAUCAAAUUCUUGUCAUCAAAUAUGUGAUUCUCUUCACGAACAUCAUCCUCGCGAUGAUCGGCCUGAGUUUGCUCGUCUUGUGCAUCUGGCUGCGAGUGGAGCCUGGAAUUGCCGAUUUUUUGGAAAAGUUGAACAGCACUGAUUUUUACAUCGGGCUGUAUGUCUUGAUCGUUUGCGCUAUACUUGUGAUGAUCGUCUCAGUUAUUGGGUGUCUAAGCGCUCUGCAAGAGAGUGCCUUGGCUCUGCUGGUGUAUAUCGGAGCUCAGGUUUUGGGCUUCAUCUUUGGACUGGCCGGAGCUGCAGUCCUGCUGGACAACAGCGCAAGGGACUCGCAUUUCCAGCCGAAAAUCAGGGAAAGCAUGCGAAAACUCAUCAUCAACGCCCAUCACGAGCCGUCCAGACAAGCCUUAGCCAUGAUUCAAGAAGGCAUUGGCUGCUGCGGCGCUGAUGGGGCCAAGGACUACCUUUCGCUGAAGCAGCCGUUGCCGAACGAGUGCCGCGACAGUGUGACCGGAAAUCCGUUCUUCCAUGGCUGCGUGGACGAAUUGACGUGGUUUUUCGAACAGAAAUGCGCCUGGGUGGCCGGCCUUGCCAUGACAAUCUGCUUCUUUUACGUCAUAAACAUUGUCCUGGCUACGAUUCUGAGGGCGGCUCUGGAGAAAGAAGAGGAGCAAUCCCAAACCUACAGAAAAUAGUAAUUAAUUUGUGGUAAACGCAAGAAACAAGAUAAAUGUCCCUUGAAAGAUUUUUCAUUUUCCCGAAGUAAAUAUUUUCAUGACACGAAAUAAAUUCAUCCGCAUUUUUCCUUGCGUUUACUUUUUCGUUAAUUUUCUAAUAAUUUAAUUGCUGUUUUUGUAUUAUUUGUAUUACGUAGUUGUAGUGUGAUCUAGUUAUGAGUAAUGACGUAAUUAUGUAAGGAGUGAUGUUUGAUGAUAUUUCACGUGGAAAUAUCACGAAAUAGCUCUGUCAUGUAUAACAAAGGUAAUAAAUAAUAGUGGUUUCGAGCCUA
Molecule: messenger RNA, 1186 nt
Organism: Tribolium castaneum (red flour beetle)
Lineage: Eukaryota; Metazoa; Arthropoda; Insecta; Coleoptera; Tenebrionidae
Gene: Tsp2A
Product: Tetraspanin 2A
Exons: 5
Coding region: 126-872 (248 amino acids)
Cellular component (GO): plasma membrane
Source: RefSeq, a predicted model, not a curated record